AUGUCAGUUCAUAAAUGCAACAGUGUGAAGUGUGAAAAACUAUCACCUGUAUCAUACAGAGAUACACAGGUGAUGAUUUCAAGGUGUUAAUGACGCAUGCAAACUUGCCCUGAAUAUCAGAGCAGACAAAUUAGUUUCUCACGAGUCGAUUUCAUUCGCGUUAACAUAAAUACAAUCGAAUCGCGUGAAGUAUCUAAUGUUCAAGGGCGAAGGAUCUAUAAGACGAUCGCGGAUGACCUACUGCUCUGCAUGAACAGCCUUUCAUGCUGCAAGGAAAUACGUAACUCGAAGACGUAACACGUGACCGUGAAGCCAACAAAUGAAUUGCAUAUGAUGUUUGCUUGGAUUCUUCUUACUCUACUUUCGGUCGUUGCUGGUCAACUGGACUUACCCCCUUUGAGGGAGAAUUCUCGAGACAAUUAUGGAAGUAGGCUUCCACCCACCGACGCAGACUUGGAAAAUAUUUUAGCGAGGUUGGACUUUUUGGGUACCGAAAGGUGCAGCGCAAACGUUGCCUCGCAAUGGGCCUACGAAACGGAUGUAAAUGAAUAUACCCAGCUGCAGGCGUUGGAAUCGCAAAGGGUAUACGCGGAUUUUCAAAAUCAGGCCUGGUUCCUGAUAUCAAAGAUUGACAGGAAUAAUAUAAGAGAUCCUAUGAUCAGAAGACGUCUCAGAUAUCUGUCCAUCGUUGGACCAUCUGCUCUUCCCCCAGAUCAAUUAGAUAGGUACAAUCGUGUGAUCAAUGACAUGCUGGCAGUUUACAACGAAGCCAACAUUUGCGCGUACAACGAUCCCUUCCGGUGUGGAUUACGCUUGUAUCCAGAUGUAUCGCAAAUCAUGGCGAAGAGCCGGAAUUGGGACGAAUUGCAAUAUGUGUGGACGGAAUGGAGGAGACGCAGCGGUAUGAGGAUUAAGGAUCUCUAUCACCAACUCGUGAGUUUGAACAAUGAAGCAGCUCGGUUGAACAAUUUCACCGACGCAGCCGAGUACUGGAUGUUCCCUUACGAGUCUCCGAAUCUGCAGCAAGAUAUUGACGAAGUUUGGGAAAUGAUAAGACCAUUGUACGAAGAAUUACACGCGUAUGUUCGAAGGAAACUGAGAGAUUUGUACGGACCUGAGAAGAUCGGCACUCAUGCUCCUCUUCCAGCUCAUAUUCUUGGAAAUAUUUGGGCACAAUCGUGGACCAAUAUCAUCGACGUGACGAUACCUUAUCCAGGGAAGAAAUACGUGGAUGUCACGCAGGAAAUGCAAGCCCAGGGUUACACACCCAUCGAGAUGUUCCGAAUCGCGGAAGAAUUUUACCUGUCCCUGAACCUGAGCGCCAUGCCACCUGAAUUCUGGGCCGGAAGUAUAGUGGCAGACCCAGGAGAUCGACCUCUGAUUUGCCAAGCCUCUGCAUGGGAUUUUUGCAAUCGCUUGGAUUACAGGAUCAAGAUGUGUACCAAGGUUACCAUGAAAGACUUGAUCACGGUGCACCAUGAAAUGGCCCAUAUUCAGUAUUUCCUAAGAUACAAUGGAUUGCCACGAGAAUUUAGGGAUGGUGCCAAUCCAGGAUUUCACGAGGCAGUGGGUGAAGCUGUCGCCCUCAGCGUAGCAACCCCUCGCCAUCUCCAAACCCUAGGGUUGGCCAACAAUUACAUCGACGAGGCAACCGCGGAUAUUAAUUACCUGUUUGCUUUGGCGAUGGACAAAUUAGUGAUGUUACCCUUCAGUAUCGCGAUGGAUAGGUGGCGAUGGGACGUCUUCCGUGGUUACGUCACUAGAGAGGACUACAAUUGUCAUUGGCAUCGUCUGAAAGAACAAUAUUCUGGAAUCAAGCCACCUGUCCUGAGAUCGGAAGACGAUUUUGACCCUGGUGCGAAAUAUCAUAUCCCAGCUAACAUCCCCUACAUACGGAACUUCGUGGCGGGUGUACUUCAAUUCCAACUGUACCGAGCUCUUUGCCAGGCGGCUGGCCAGAGGAACGUCGAUGAUCCCAGAAGACCCCUGCACAGGUGCGACUUCUACAGAAGUCCGGAAGCUGGAAGAAUCUUAGGGAGAAUCAUGGAAAGGGGUUCGUCGGUCCCUUGGCAGCAAACGCUUCAAGAAGCCAUCGGCGAGGACAGAUUAGACGCGUCCGCGCUAAGGGAGUACUUCAGGCCUCUCGAAGACUGGUUGAGAACGGAGAACCUGAGAACCGGAGACGUAGUAGGCUGGUCGUACGAUGGCGAUUACUGCAAACGGAGCAUCGAAACAGCUGGUCUGCAGGUCUAUGGAAGCGGAUUUUACAACGCAGCUGUUCCCACUAGAACGACGAUGAUUCUCCAAGGAAUCAUUGCGAUUCUCCUAACGAUUUCGAUGCUUCGUUAGGAGAAUUUAGUCUAGAAUCUUGAAUUAAACGCAAAUAGGGCACUCGAUUGCCUGAAGCGUUUGAAAACAUUUUCCCUUUCUCUCAUCAAGAGACGAUCGAUAUUCUUCGAUCAUCUCGAGUUGAACUGACCAAAUAAAUGACCAAACAUGCCAAGAUAUCUUACAGAUAUUCUGCAGGUGUAAUAAAGUUGUUGCACAGGUGAAACGCGUCAGGUUUCGAUGACACAGAUGUGUUUGCACUCGAGCCACGUGUUUUCUUGUAAGUAUUCAUUAUUAAUUUAACGGUUAAUGAAGUAAUUACACAGCACGUAAUUAAGCAACUAGCUCGCGUACCAGCGCGUGAAUCGUUCUGCGCCCUGCUAUUAGGUCGAGCAUUGCGCUGAAGGAAAAGGGGAAAAGGGGAUGAUUGAAAAUUAAUAUUAGAUUGGUAAUUAGACUCAUGACCUUUUCAGGUAUUUUACUUGAAAAUAAUUUUUUUUUAAUUUGUAAAGUCAUAAAUUUCGACCGUCUUCCUUUCAAUUCUCCAUUAAUUGUAGAAUGUUCUGAAUAAAUGACAGAACAAUAGAAGAUGCCUCGUCCAUUGUGUAAAUAUUUGUACUUGUUUAUCAUUUAUUGCAUUAAGAGUAUUAAACAUUCCAACGAAUCGAGUUUCACAAAGAAAUCUGAAUAAUCUUGUUUGGAAAUUCGUACGUAUCCUGAGCUAUGUUAUUAUUUCGUUUCGUCGGUGUUCUCAGUAAUUGGCAAAAGCAUUUCAAUUGUAAGCCAAACUUGAUCUAUUACGAUUGCUCGACAUCGUUGAAACUUUCAUGAGAAACAAAUACAUAAUAUUCUUUCGUUGUCGUUAGUACGAUUUUAUACGAUACAAUCGAUCGCGUGCGUUACUCUUUCGAAUCGUUUGUUCUACACGCGAACACUAUUUUUUAUCUUUCUAGUAUUGUGUAAGACACAUAAGGAAAUAAAUAAACGAAUUCUUAACGAA
Molecule: messenger RNA, 3328 nt
Organism: Osmia bicornis bicornis
Lineage: Eukaryota; Metazoa; Arthropoda; Insecta; Hymenoptera; Megachilidae
Gene: Ance-3
Product: angiotensin-converting enzyme
Exons: 13
Coding region: 331-2349 (672 amino acids)
Biological process (GO): proteolysis
Cellular component (GO): plasma membrane
Molecular function (GO): metallopeptidase activity; peptidyl-dipeptidase activity
Source: RefSeq, a predicted model, not a curated record